Messenger RNA from Microthlaspi erraticum, 456 nucleotides. The record is from the annotation of a GenBank genome assembly. Lineage: Eukaryota; Viridiplantae; Streptophyta; Magnoliopsida; Brassicales; Brassicaceae.
AUGGAGGAGACAGCACUGACAAAAGAUCAGGUCACUGAGUUCAAAGAGGCAUUUUGUCUCUUCGACAAAGACGGCGACGGUUGUAUAACGGUGGAAGAACUUGCAACAGUGAUCCGUUCGUUGGAUCAGAAUCCGACAGAACAAGAACUUCAAGAUAUCAUCACUGAGUUCGACUCUGAUGGCAAUGGCACCAUUGAAUUUGCUGAGUUUCUCAACCUCAUGGCCAAGAAACUUCAGGAAAGUGAUGCAGAGGACGAGUUGAAAGAAGUAUUCAAAGUCUUUGACAAAGACCAAAAUGGUUUCAUUUCUGCCAGUGAGUUGAGCCAUGUAAUGAUAAAUCUAGGGGAAAAGCUAACAGAUGAAGAAGUUGAACAAAUGAUCAAGGAGGCAGAUUUGGAUGGUGAUGGCCAAGUGAAUUAUGAUGAAUUUGUCAAGAUGAUGGUCAACAUUGGCUAA